Messenger RNA from Cyprinus carpio (common carp), 3805 nucleotides. RefSeq names its product anoctamin-1-like. Gene Ontology annotation, biological process: chloride transmembrane transport. The coding region runs from base 190 to 2619 and encodes 809 amino acids. Gene Ontology annotation, cellular component: plasma membrane. NCBI's taxonomy places the organism in Eukaryota, Metazoa, Chordata, Actinopteri, Cypriniformes, Cyprinidae. The transcript is spliced from 23 exons. The record is from RefSeq and is a predicted model, not a curated record. Gene Ontology annotation, molecular function: chloride channel activity; protein dimerization activity.
UUUCCAGGACGGUAUGAGGCGGGUGGACUACAUCCUCACUUACCACAUCAAAAAGAGCAGCAGUUCCCGGCAGCACACAUCAUCUCCUCAGAGGACAACGCCUUCACCCCCGCACCCUGCGGAAGGGGGCGAGCGCAACCUGCGCGCCGCAGCCAGAGAGGAGACUAAAGCCGCUCGCCCAACCUCUGCAUGGACCACCACGAUGACGACAAGUGCUUUAUGGCGCGAGGAGUUUCGAGAGAUAACCUGGUGGAGAUGGGCCUGGAGCUGGAACGGGAUGAGGAGACCAAGACUCCUGGGGUGGGCUUUGUGAAGAUUCAUGCUCCGUGGAGCGUUCUCUGUCGAGAGGCUGAAUUCAUGAAACUGAAGAUGCCUACCAAAAAAGUGUAUGAAGUGAAGCACAGCAGUGGAGUAAUGGAAAAGAUCAAUGUGUUCAUCAGCAAACUAACAGAUCCUCUUCAUCCAAACUUAGAAGAAAACAGGACGCAGAAAGUGAAGCACCUCUCGUACCCGUUCUCCAGGGAAAAGCAGCAUCUGUUUGAUUUGUCUGACAAAGAUUCCUUUUUUGACAGUAAAACAAGAAGUUUGUUAGUAUUUGAAGUUUUGAAGCGAACCAAGUGCACAAAAGCUAAAUUUAGCAUGGGAAUAACUAGUCUGCUUGGGAGCGGUGUUUAUUUGGCUGCUUAUCCAUUACAUGAUGGUGAUGUUGAUGGGGAAAACGCAGAGCCAAAUGACAGAAAGCUGCUGUAUGAAGAGUGGGCCAGCUACAGUGUCUUUUAUAAGUACCAGCCCACUGGUUUAAUCAGGAAGUACUUCGGAGAGAAGAUCGGUCUGUACUUUGCUUGGCUUGGCGUUUACACCCAGAUGCUGAUCCCUGCUUCCUUAGUUGGGGUCAUUGUGUUCCUCUAUGGAUGUCUUACUGUUGAUGACGACAUUCCCAGUGUGGAGAUCUGUGACCAGCGGCAGAACAUCAGCAUGUGUCCACUGUGUGACCGCGUGUGCAGCUACUGGAACUUGAGCACGGCGUGUGGGACGGCCCGGGCCAGUCAUCUGUUCGAUAACCCUGCCACCGUCUUCUUCUCUAUCUUCAUGUCCCUGUGGGCGGCGUUCUUCAUGGAGCACUGGAAGCGGCGGCAGAUGUGUCUCAACUACGAGUGGGAUCUCACAGGGUUUGAGGACGAGGAGGAUCACCCACGAGCUGAAUAUGAAUUCAGAAUCAUGCAGAAAUCACUGAAGAAAGGCCAUAACUCACAGAAGCCAGAGAGAGAAAAGCUGACAUGUAGAGACAGAUUUCCUGCGUAUAUGAUGAACCUCAUCAUGAUGCUUUUAAUGAUCGGUGUGACGUUUGCGAUUGUGUUUGGUGUGAUUCUGUACCGGAUCUCAACAAAAGCGGCUCUGGCUAUGAGCUCAAACCCCAUGACGCGCUCCAGUGCCAGACUGACGGUCAAAACCACCGCGGCCAUCAUAAACCUGCUGGUCAUCCUCAUCCUGGACGAGGUGUACGGCGCCGUCGCACGCUGGCUCACUCUUCUCGAGGUUCCUAAAACAGACAAGAGCUUUGAAGAAAGGCUGAUCUUCAAAACCUUCAUCCUCAAGUUUGUGAAUGCGUUCACUCCCAUCAUAUACAUCGCAUUUUUCAGAGGCAGACUCGGGGGCCAUCCCGGGAGUUAUCUCUAUGUGUUUGAGUCCUAUCGCAUGGAGGAGUGCGCUCACGGUGGCUGUCUCAUGGAGCUCUGCAUUCAGCUCAGCAUCACGAUGCUCGGCAAACAGCUCAUCCAGAACAACCUGUUUGAGAUCGGCGUCCCUAAACUGAAGAAGCUGAUCAGAUUCAUUAAAUCCCAGAGAGGUUCUUUCCAGGAAAAGGAAUAUGAGAAGAAGUUACAGCGUUAUGAGACGGAUCAUUUCCUGGAGCCCUUCGCUGGCCUCACGCCCGAGUACAUGGAGAUGAUAAUCCAGUUUGGCUUUGUGACUCUCUUUGUGGCAUCUUUCCCACUGGCGCCUCUGUUUGCCCUCCUGAACAACAUCAUUGAAAUCCGUCUUGAUGCCAAGAAGUUUGUGGCAGAACUCAGAAGACCAGAUGCAGCCAGAGGCAAAGACAUCGGGAUCUGGUAUAAUAUUCUCAGAGGAGUCACAAAAGUGGCAGUUAUUGUCAAUGCGUUUGUGAUCUCCUUCACGUCAGACUUUGUUCCACGGCUGGUCUAUCAGUACAUGUACAGUCCAGAUGGCUCGAUGCACGGCUUCGUCAACCACACGCUGUCAUACUUUAAUGUCAGUCACUUCCAGAACGGCACUGCCCCACUGGAGCCUUUCCACCUGGGCUUUCACGUGGACAUCUGCAGGUACAAAGACUACAGAGAUCCUCCGUGGUCUGAGACACCGUACGAGAUCUCCAAAGAGUUCUGGGCUGUGCUGGCCGCCAGACUAGCGUUUGUCAUUGUCUUUCAGAAUGUGGUGAUGUUGAUGAGUGAUGUUGUGGACUGGAUCAUCCCAGAUAUUCCCAAAGACAUCAGCUUACAGAUCCACAAAGAGAAGAUCCUCAUGAUGGAUCUGUUCAUGAAAGAGGAACCGGGAAAGACACGGCUAGAGGAGACGAGUCCCAGUCCUCACAGAAACUACUAACAGCAGCAGCCUCAGAGUCUCCAUCGUUACAUUCCACUGACGAGCCCCUGGGUCUCAAACAAAGCCUGUCCCACUUCUUCAGUGUGCUUGUUCUCUUUCAGUGAAUGCUGCGUUACACAUUCUAACCCUACAGGAGUAUGUGAACAAAACACUUCUGUCUGUGUGAGCUCGAUUUUGUGCAUCAUUGUAUCUGAUUCAUUAUGCAACAGUUUCUUAGCUCUGCUGGAUGCUGGAGCACUGCAUGUGGUCCUCUGGUCAGUAAUAGUCCAGUGAUCCUGGACAGGUGUGUUUAAUGAAGGCUGUGCGGCUCAAGGGCCAGAGAUGCUGUCUUCUGUGUUGUCUUGCAGGUCAGUUAUUGUCAUGGUAAAACAGUUUGAAGAAAUCGUGUUGAGCAAGUUAGUUAAACUUACUGAAGAACAUAUCCAACGCAAUGACGGACACAGUUAUAAGAUCGAAACAGCUCUAUCGCCCCUUGAAUGCUAAGGUUUGUUUGAACCAUAAAAAAGGCUGUUAGAUUUUUGACUGAAAUGUGAUAUUUCCUUGUGAUUCUGAUUUUCAAUCCUAAAGGUGAUUGAAAAUAUCUACUGCCCCCUGUUAUAACAAAGCCUAAAUAUGGAAGAAGUUGUAAGAAGUUAUAUAAACUUUUUCAAUCAUUUGAACAAUUUGACGUCAAAACAUAAUCAGAGCGCUCACUGAAAAUUAGAUCCUAAUUUUCAUGACAUGACAUAUUUGGAAUUUUGAAAAGAUUUAAAGUUAUUUGUUCUUCUGUAUUCAAGCUGUUAGAUGGGCUCCAUCUCAGAAAAUAACCUUAAUCUCCUCUGCUUUCAUUUCUUUAAUCAAAUGUACCUCGAUAUUUCAUGGUUUCAGUGUUAUGUUAUGGCUAUUUUUGUAAUGCUUUUACAUUUUUCAAGAGAUUCAAGAUUCAAGAUUCAAGAUCAAGAUUGAAUCUUGAAUCUUGAAUCUAUUUUUGUAAUGCUUUUGCAUUUUUGUACAUUUGAUGCUUCUCAUAUUUAAUGGUGCCUGAUAAUCAUUGAGAAUAAUCAUUGUCUGUACGCUGAGCAAGCAUUGACGCCGUGGAACAUAUUUCAUAAGACUUUAUAAUUCUCAUUCACAUUGUGUUCAUAGAGUGUAACUGUCAUGUUCGUCAGCUGGAGUGCCCAUGAACUCCAGUAGAGGGCACUCCACU